AUGUGUGAGUUUAGAAAUUAUCAUUCAUUCAUAAUGCAUGUAUUGUUAUAAUGGCAGUUUUCUUUCUUUGAUAUGUCAUUAUGCCCUUCUUCAGUUUACAGUCACUCUGAUCAUAUUAAUUGGUGAUUUUAUGAUUUAAAAAUGCAUGCACAUGCAUGUGCAUAUGCAUAAGUGCAUGUAUAUAUAUAUAUAUCUGUAUCUUGCUGAUGCUAUUUUUACUUCAUUAUUUCCCUGUACAGCAACCUUGAGCUGUAGUGCAGUUUAUAAAUAAAGCAUAUUAUUAUUAUUUGCAUGAUCUGCCCCACAUAUGCAUUACACAAGGGAAACACUUGGUUCUGAGGUGAUGCCCUCAUUCAUAAGUGAAAACAGCCCUACAUCUCCCAGACCUUGACAGUAUUUUUUGCCUUCAUAUUCUAUAAGCGCUUCAUCUUUUAGACUUACAGUCCUCGUUCUUCAUUCUUUAAUUUUUCUUUUGUCUUCUGUGCAUUUACAUAGUGUGAUGAUGGUGUGAAUUAUAAGUUAUUUUAAUCAUGGGUGAGGCUGUUUCACACACCAUAUAGGCGCGUGAUCGUCAGUGGCGAGUGACGUAUGAAAGGGCGCGAGGCACGUCUCUGCUACCAUGGUAACAUCAAACGAUACAGAGGAACUGAAACGGUAUGUCUCAGAGUCAGUCUUCACGGAGACUCAGGAGCGUGUAUCCUCCGGCGAGGCCGGUGAACGCCGCCGCUGACGGGCAGAAAAUGCGCAGCAUCAUCGCGGAGGAUCCUGAUUGGUCGCUGGCGCUGGUUCCUUUUCUAACAACACUCUGCCUACAGCAUAUUAUAAAUCACUUUGAAGAGAACCCCAUUUUGGAUGAACUCAUGCCCAACUAUAAAGCAUAUGUCCUCCAGCGACUGCCAGCGUCUCUUCCCUUGACCGUCACCGCAAACCUCAUCAGUGAUGAGAGCUAUUGGAAGCGUUGCUGUGAAGGUCGUUGGCGUGUCUGCGACGUCUCCACAUACGACAACAGCUGGAAACGCAUGUUCUUCGAGCGUCACCUAGAGAGCAUCAUUGAACUCUUCAUCCCAGAUGCAACCGACACCAAGACAGUCCUGGAUCUGGUGCCACUGUGUCAAAACUACGUAAAGCGUCUUAAUGUCUCUCAGCUUCUGCCACCCAUCAAAGAGCCGCCCAGGUUUGACGAGGACGACGGUUCGGAUUGUGCCAGCGAUAUGGGCAGUGAAGGACCCUCCAUGGAUCACUUUGAUUUCCGCAUGCUGCUCGACAAACUGCCGAACCUGGAAGAGCUCAGCGUGGUGUAUGGAGUGAAAGGAUGCGGCAUGAACUUUGAGUGGAAUUUGUUCGAGUUCACCUUCAGAGACUGCGAAUCCCUGGCAAAAGCCCUCAAUUCCUGCAAGACUUUACAGGUCUUCAGGAUCCAUCACAGUAAGGUGGACGAUGAGAAGUGUUGCAUGCUCGUGAGUCAAUUGCUGGAUCACCCGUCCCUGCAGGAGCUGGACUUUUCACAUAAUCACAUCAGCGACCGUGGAGCCCGAGCCAUCGGGAAACUUCUGAACCGCAGUCAGCUGAAGAGGCUGGUCAUCUGCAACAACCAGAUAAGAGGUUCAGGAGCUCAGGCACUGGCUCAUGCUCUGGCCAGAAACGCCACCCUGACGUCCCUCAACCUGAGGCUCAACCGUAUUGGGGAUGAAGGGGGUCAAGCUCUGGCUCAGGCUUUGAUGAAGAACAAGACCUUGGUGAACCUUCACCUGGGGGGAAAUAACAUGACAGAGCCCACGGCUGUGGCGCUUUCUCAGGCCUUGGUGGAGAACUGGACCCUCAAGAGCCUAAACCUGUCCAACAACAGACUGGGAGUCGAUGGCGGGAAGCUUCUGGAGGAAGGGAUGUCCCACAACAGCAGUCUGGUGGAGUGUGACAUUCGGCUGACACAUGUGGGUCAGGAUAGUGAGUACUGCAUCGCUCAGGCUCUACGCGCCAAUCAGAUCCAGGCUGCUCACAAAAAUCAAACACAACUAUGAUCCCAAAGCCAAAGUCUGAGCCAUACAUGCUGUGCCUGCCAGUGAAGAACUGCUGAAAACAAAUAAAAAAAUGACCAAAAUUGCUCUAUAUGUAUUAUUCUUAAACAAUGAACCGCAGCAAUGCUUAGAAUAACAGGGGUGUGUUUCCCAAAAGCAUCGUUAGCCAACUAUGGUCGCAAGUUCUGUUGAAUUGUGUUGGUAAUGACGGAACUUGCGACUACAGUUGGCUUCGGGAAACUCAUCCCAGAAUGAUAUCGUACGCUGGUGUGGAUGCUAAUAUGGUUAUCGUUGUAGUUGUCCUUGGUCUGAAAGGGCCUUUAAAGGAUUAGUUCACACCAGAAUUAAAAUUUCCUGAUAAUUUACUCACCCCCAUGUCAUCCAAGAUGUUCAUGUCUUUCUUUCUUCAGCCGAAAAGAAAUGAAGGUUUCUGAGGAAAACAUUCCAGGAUUUUUCUCCAUAUAGUGGACUUCACUGGGGUUCAACGGGUUGAAGGUCCAAAUGUCAGUUCAGUGCAGCUUCAAAGAGCUCUACACGAUCCCAGACGAGGAAUAAGAGUCUUAUCUAGCGAAACCAUCGGUCAUUUUCUCAAAAAAAAAAAUAUAUAUAUACUUUUUAAGCACAAAUGCUCAUCUUGCACUGCUCUGUGAUGCGUCAUGCAUUACGUAAUCAUGUUGGAAAGGUCACGCGUGACGUAGGCAGAAGUACCGAUCCAGUGUCUACAAUGUGAGUCAAACACCCUUUACAAAAAUUUUGAAGUUGGAGAAGAAAAUGAGAUGGACCGCAGUACUUCCGUCUACGUCACGCGUGACCUUUCCAUUUUUAUUUUUUUAGAAAAUGACCGAUUGUUUCUCUAGAUAAGACC
Molecule: messenger RNA, 2880 nt
Organism: Ctenopharyngodon idella (grass carp)
Lineage: Eukaryota; Metazoa; Chordata; Actinopteri; Cypriniformes; Xenocyprididae
Gene: drc5
Product: t-complex-associated-testis-expressed 1
Exons: 5
Coding region: 657-2018 (453 amino acids)
Molecular function (GO): protein binding
Source: RefSeq, a predicted model, not a curated record